UCAACAUGACCGCAUCUUCUUAUUAUUUCAACUCAAGGUAACGCAAGAAACUGUUAAGGAACAAAGGAAGCAAGCUAGUAAAUAAUCAUAUAGACAGUUUUUAUAAUGCCGUCAAAAUAUAACGGAUAUGAAUUUUACAGAGAUGUACUUGGUAGCCCGAAAUUUAUGUUAGCGCCGAUGGUUGAUCAGUCUGAACUGGCCUUUAGAAUGUUGUCAAGGAAAUAUGGUGCUGAUCUAUGUUACACACCGAUGUGGCACGCUGGGGUAUUUGUUCGUGACGCUAAUUAUAGGAAAGAUGCACUAGAUAGCUGUCAAGAGGAUAGGCCACUUAUUGUCCAGCUUUGUGCAAAUGAUCCAGAGACAUUCACAGAAGCAGCACUACUGGCUCAGCCCUAUUGUGAUGCUGUUGACCUCAACCUUGGUUGUCCCCAAAUAAUUGCUAGAAGAGGACAUUAUGGUGCUUUCUUGCAAGAUGAAUGGGAAUUGCUUCAUAAGAUGGUCAGUCUUGCCAGUGAAAAGCUUUCAAUCCCACUAACAGUGAAGAUAAGAGUUUACGAAGAUGUCAAUAAAACAGUAGAGUAUGCAAAAAUGCUCGAGAAAGCAGGUGCCAAGAUAAUAACCGUACAUGGUAGAACGAGAGACCAAAAAGGGCCGCUUACCGGAUUGGCAAGUUGGGAUCAUAUCAAGGCAGUAAAAGAGAAUGUGUCAGUCCCUGUAUUCGCCAAUGGUAACAUACAGUAUGGCAGUGACGUACAAAAGUGCAUCGAUUAUACUGGAGUUGAUGGUGUUAUGUCUGCUGAAGGCAGUUUGACAAACCCAGCAAUUUUCAGAAACUUAAAUCCUCCUGUGUGGGAAAUAUCGGAAGAAUACAUGGAGUUUGCUGAGAAGUAUUCACCUCCUGCUACCUUCACAUACCAUACCCGCUGUCCACAUCUUUCUUACAUCAGAGGCCACCUGUUUCGUAUAUGGUUUCAUGUAUUAGCAAAAUUUCCGGAUUAUAGAUACAAACUUGGAAUAGUGAAGUCAUUUGAAGAAAUGAAGAAGAUUGGACAGGAUUUGAAAAAACUUUGCUCAAAAGAUGCAGAGACUGACAUCCAAGAAGGAAGAGACAGUACUGAACCAGGAAAGAUUCCUUACUGGAGGUGCCAGCCUUACGUCAGACCACCCCCAAAGCCUCAAGAAAACAACAAAAAAUCUCAAAUUGAUGCAGAAAAUUCGCAUAAAAAUGAAAAUAGGGAAAAUAAAAUUAAAAGAAUACCGUCAUUUAAAGCAGUCAAAAGGCAAGAACGACAGCUCAAAAGAAUCAAAACGAAAACCACAGCAAAAUACAUAUUUUGCAUAGUGUGUAAAGGAAACCCAAGGGGACUUAAAUGCCUUCAUUCGUCUUGUCGAAAAUGUUGUAAAACUAAAACAAGCACAGAAAUACUGGACUGUCCAGCUCACUGUUUCCGCUUCAAAUCGAACCAAGAGGAACGGAAACGUAAAGUUGAACCCCAGGCGCAAGAAAAAUCCUCCAGUAGUCAAGCGGAAGAGACAAUCCCUGUUGAGCAAUUAGCAAAAUGAUACAAGUAUAUUUCAUAAUCAGUUUUAUUGUUUUAAGGUUGAAGAAUAUUUAUGUGCAAAAUUUUUUAUAACCUAUGAAGAUUUU
This is a messenger RNA of Rhopilema esculentum, 1648 nucleotides long. RefSeq names its product tRNA-dihydrouridine(16/17) synthase [NAD(P)(+)]-like. The record is from RefSeq and is a predicted model, not a curated record. Lineage: Eukaryota; Metazoa; Cnidaria; Scyphozoa; Rhizostomeae; Rhizostomatidae. Gene Ontology annotation, biological process: tRNA processing. Gene Ontology annotation, molecular function: tRNA dihydrouridine synthase activity; flavin adenine dinucleotide binding.